Molecule: messenger RNA, 4084 nt
Organism: Oreochromis niloticus (Nile tilapia)
Lineage: Eukaryota; Metazoa; Chordata; Actinopteri; Cichliformes; Cichlidae
Product: toll-like receptor 13
Exons: 4
Coding region: 335-3166 (943 amino acids)
Biological process (GO): toll-like receptor signaling pathway; inflammatory response
Cellular component (GO): plasma membrane
Molecular function (GO): protein binding; signaling receptor activity
Source: RefSeq, a predicted model, not a curated record
ACGAUCACCUCUAAGAACCAGCCUCGACCUUGGUGUGGCCAAGAGUAUAAGAUCACCCGAUCUAAGAGCUCUACAUCAGCAUCGUAACAGAAACAGGAAACGAUAUGAUACAGCAGUGAGAGCCAAAACCUUUUCUUAUUUAACAGUCUAACUUCCCCAUUAGUCAGACGGAAAACAAACAAUUUCCUCUGUUGUCUUCCUCAGAUUAAUAGCACUUGCAGCGCAUCCACUCUGAGUUUAGGCCAGUGUCAUGUCUCAAGGAUAAACUGAUGGAAGAGGUGUAUUGAACAACAGGAUACCCCCAUCUCUAAGUGCACUGCUUCCCAAGAUCAACAUGCUAGCUACAGGAGUUUGGCCUCUGCUGCUUCUCUCACUUCUUUCGUGUUUCUUUCAUUGUGAACAUUUACUUGCUUUUUCGCUGAAAAACUGCACAAUUAUCUAUACAGAAAAAUCAAAUGUGUCAGUCACUUGCACAGAGCGUUACCUCGCUGCUAUUCCAGAUGACAUUCCCAAAAAUGCAGUAUUGCUAAAUCUCAAGUCAAAUUACAUUUCAAAUAUUACCAGGAUGGAUUUGGAAGGUUUAUUCGAGCUCGAAGUUCUAAAUUUGGAAAAAAAUUGGAUUUCACAAAUUGAUGAUGAUGCUUUUGCAGACUUGGUAGAGUUAAAGGUUCUCAUCUUGAGUAUAAAUAGGCUCGCAAAACUGACAAAAAACAUGUUUCAGGGUCUUUCCAAGUUAGAGACGCUGUCUCUGGACUGGAACCAGAUCUCAUUUAUCUCCCCUGUGGCCUUUCAGCCCCUGGUCGGUGUACACUCAGUAGAUUUGAGCUAUAACCUUCUGCAUCAAAUUACAGAUAUUGAUCAGAUUAUUAAACUCCCAACUUCACAACAUUUGUUUGUCUGUUACAACAACUUUACUUCGUUUCAGUCAGAUGACCUCCAUGUAAAUACCUCAAACCUACUCACUCUAAGUUUGGAUUCAGUGAAAAAGUUCAGCAUUACAAGAGACAUUUUUCCUCAUCUGCAGUCUCUGGACUUGCGAGCCUGGACCGGGGACAUCGAGUGGGAAGUAUCAAACAAGACUUUUUUAAAGAGCCUAACGAGACUGCAAAUGAGUGGAACUUCUCUUAGCUUUGAGGUGUACAGAGCAAUUCUGCAGACUGUUUACUCUCUUCAAGAGCUUCAGAUGGAUAACAUAAAAAAGUGGAUAGAUGAUGGUCUCAUAGACGUCGCCUGCCAAAUUCAUUCUCUUAAAACUCUGAAUGUAAGCAGUAGUAAGAUUCACACCUUAAAGGAGAACAUGCUGCAGUCUUGUUCUCACCUAACUAACCUCAAUUUAUCAUCUAACCAUAUAGAGAGCGUGGCUGAUAAUGCGCUCCAAUCAAUGACACAGCUCAGAAGCCUGAUAUUACAAAAUAAUUAUCUGUCUGAACUGCCAGUGGCCGUCCAAGGACUCACCACACUGGAAGUCUAUGACCUUAGCAUCAAUGACAUCAGUGAACUUUACUGUCCUUACUUCUGGAAUUUAACAAGCCUAACAAUACUCGAUCUGAGCCACAAUCGUAUAUCCUAUAUCUAUGAGUGUGUUUUUGAAAAUUUAAACAAUUUAAAAAUCCUAAAUCUUGAAAACAAUAAGAUUUCAUCAUUCGAUUAUUCUUUCAAAUUUAAAUUACAGACACUGGACUUUUUGUAUUUGAAAAAUAACGAGCUUAUAAAUCUCUUUCAAGGAGUUUUCAGUAAUCUGUCUUCCCUUCGUUAUUUGAGUUUAGAUGUACACAUGUGUAACAAUGUGGAGGAAGGAGGGUUAAAGGGACUCCAUAACCUCCAGUUCCUUCUUAUGCAAGGUGAUAUUUAUUUUUAUGAGCAUUUCAGUGGACUGCCAAACUUAAGCACUCUGAUCCUAAAUGUUGUUUCUAGCCUGCCACAUAACAGCUCUGAACAAAGGGAUAAGCCUUUCUCAAAUUUACCCAAACUGAGGAAACUUCAUAUCAAGGUUCAUAAAGGUUAUUACGAUAUUUCCAAAGAUGUUCUCAGUGGUCUGACUUCUUUAGAGUCCUUAAGGACAGAGGCAUACUUCAUGGGAUCUUUGCACCCAGACACAUUUAAACACACACCGCAACUGAAACGUGUUACGAUAACUUACAGCGAGCUUUCAGUUUUAACAUCUGACGUGUUCUUACCAAUUCCAAACCUGAUGAUGCUCGACCUCUCCAACAAUAAACUCAGGUCUUUGGAUUUUUUGGCAGAGGCCAAACUGCCAGCACUCAGGUGGCUCGAUGUCAGUAACAAUGAAUUGUUCGUAAUCAGCGAAACAGUCAUCCAAUCCCUUUUAACCAUGAAAUAUCUGGAUCUGUCUGCUAACCUUUUAACAUGUGAAUGUUCUAAUUAUGGUCUUAUCCAUUGGAUUCAAAGCAGCAAACAGACGCAGGUUGUUAAUGCACAUCAGUACACUUGCGCGUUUCCUGUCAGCCAACGGGGAAACAAAUUCCUUGACUUUGGUUUUGACUCCUGUUGGAUAGAUGCUGCCUUGCUCUGCUUCCUUUUUAGUUCUAGUCUAGUUGUGCUUACUCUCCUUGCAUCCUUCAUCUACCACUUCCUGAGGUCACACCUCACUUAUGCCUACUACCUCUUCCUGGCCUUUCUCUAUGAUAAUAAGAGGAGGAAGAAAGGUAUUCCUCACAGCUACGAUGCCUUUGUCUCCUACAAUGUUCGUGAUGAAGCUUGGGUCUGCGGAGAGUUGCUUCCAGAGCUGGAGGGUCAGCAGGGCUGGAGACUCUGUCUGCACCACAGAGACUUUGAACCAGGUAAGCCCAUCGUAGAAAACAUUACAGAGGCCAUCUAUAGCAGCAGAAAGACUAUCUGUGUGAUCAGCCAGCAUUACCUGCAGAGUGAGUGGUGCUCCAAAGAAAUCCAGAUGGCCAGCUUCCGUCUCUUCAAUGAGCACAAGGAUGUGUUGAUCAUGGUGUUUCUGGAGCACAUACCAGCCAAGCAGCUGUCUCCGUACUACCAAAUUAGGAGUCUGGUGAAGAAGCGCAGCUACCUGAGUUGGCCACAGGCUGUUCAGCACACUGGAGUCUUCUGGCAGAAAAUACAACAAGCUCUCUCGAGAGAAGAAACCCCUGCUGAGCACAGGCGCCUCCUCACUGGACACCAGAGAGUCAUCCAGUGAGAUUUAAUCUAGGUGGGAAAAUCACAGAUUGUAUAUACAUAUUGUAUAUAUAAACAGAGGGGUCACGCUAAUGCAGGAACGGCUAAACAUGCAUUACUUCUAAUGCCCAGCAGGGGGAAACUCCUGUGGCUUGAAGUCUAUGGGUAAACAGCCCUAUGGUGCCUUGACCUGUGACCUCAGUGAACACUUUGUUGUCUGGUGGACUUUCCUGGAGUUUAUGGACUCGGUCAAAAGUGUCAAGUGUUAUUUCAUGUUGUCUGUUUUAUAAAUGUAGAACUCAAUGUAACAAGAAUUAUAUGUGCAUUUUUAUUAACGCAUGUACCGAAUUGUAACAUAUUAGCAUGUUUGUUGUGCUCAUCCUGUCAGGAGUAAAUAUACUGAAUGACAUUUCUUGCCAUAACACUGUGAAUAAACUUUUUUCAUAGUGGAUGUGCUUACAAAGAAAUGCUAUUAUAAUAUAAUAUAAUAAAAUAAUAAUGAGACUGAUGAAGAGGAGCACUUACUUGAACUGGCUACAGGCUGUUCAACACACUGGAGUCUUCUGCCAGAAGACUAAAUGUAUUUUCUACUUAAUCAUCUUAUAUUAUUUGUAUUUACAGAUAUGAUUAAUUGUGUGUUACAAAAAAUAUAACAUGUAUGGUUUCUUGUUACUUGUACUAAACUGUCACACGGUCACACGGAUGUAUCCUUGCUGUCCUAAUGCUUAGCCAGCACACUGCUGGCUUCCUUGAUACGUCACCUGACGAUCACACUACCUGAGGGCUGGAGUGACAGUCAGCAGCAGCAGUAUUGGGGUAGCUAAUGCUUUUUUGUUGUUUUUUUAUUGAUGCUCUGAUUAUGUGGAAUGGUAUGAGUUUUUGUACUAUAUCAUUUUACUGGCAUGUGGAAAGUGUAUUUAAAAUAAAGGUAAUUCAGUGG